This is a messenger RNA of Penicillium canescens, 3741 nucleotides long. Its product is annotated as putative NRPS-like enzyme. NCBI's taxonomy places the organism in Eukaryota, Fungi, Ascomycota, Eurotiomycetes, Eurotiales, Aspergillaceae. Gene Ontology annotation, molecular function: phosphopantetheine binding; kinase activity. The coding region runs from base 1 to 3741 and encodes 1246 amino acids. Gene Ontology annotation, biological process: carbohydrate metabolic process. The transcript has 3 exons. The record is from RefSeq and is a predicted model, not a curated record.
AUGGCAGUAAUUACAGUACAACCGCCGGCAUCGCAACCUCUCUUUUCAUCAGCCGAGCCAGCGAGCUCAGCCUCCCCAGCGAGCUCAGCCUCCCCAGCAACCAUCGUACAAAAUUCCACCGAGCAUGAUUUUAAAACCAUCGACGGACUCUUGCGAGCACGAUCUAAUGGGCAUUUGGCCAAUGAGCCCAUUGUUGCAUAUCCAUCAUCGGGAACUGACUAUGACUACUAUACACCCCGCCAAUUGGACAAUUUUGUGGAGGCGGCAUCUGUCACCCUGUCCAAAGUGAUUCCACAACGCCGCUCUUCAGAAGACCCCGUCAAGGUGGUAGGUUUGCUCGGUGCAUCUGACUUUGAGUACACGAUCACUCUUUUGGCUAUCUCCCGCUUGGGCCACACCGUGUUGUUACUAUCUACACGGAUUGCAGAAGAUGCCUACGUCAGUUUGGUAGAAAAUACUUCUGCCUCAUUUCUGAUAGUCCACCAUAAGUUCCAUACGAUGGGUGAAAAGGUCGCCGAGAGAACAAACAUUGCGCUGCAUGCUGCUUUAUCUCCUGAACAUUAUGACAGUUCCGUUGCGAGUGCAGCCAGGCUACCAUCAGCUCACCUGGAUGGUACCAAAGAGGCUGGUAACAUUUGUUGGAUUAUUCACUCAAGCGGCUCAACGGGCCACCCAAAGCCUAUCUAUCAAACCCACUCCGGUGCUCUACGAAAUUAUGCAAACAACUUCGGACUUCGAGGAUUUAUCACACUGCCACUAUUUCACGCCCAUGGAAUUAGCUGCCUCUUCCGUGCGGUUCACUCGCAAAAGCUAAUUUAUAUGUACAAUGCAAACCUGCCUUUGACAGCAUCGCAUCUCAUGGCCACUCUACAAGAGCACCAAGAGAUCGAGGUGCUUUAUGCGGUUCCAUACGCCUUGAAGCUCCUUUCGGAGUCGGAAGACGGCUUGAGGGUUCUUUCACGUCUGGAACUUGUCAUGUUUGGUGGUUCUUCCUGUCCAAAGCCUAUCGGUGACACCUUGGUGCAGAACGGAGUCCGCCUGGUUUCUCACUACGGAACCACCGAAACAGGUCAACUAAUGACUUCUUUCCGAGACCGCUCGGACUUGGACUGGGACUAUGUGCGCCCAGGUCCAUCUUUGCUACCAUAUCUCCGCUGGGAAGAGCAGUCAGCUGGAAUUUACGAGCUGUGUGUCUUAGAAGGCUGGCCAUCCAAAGUCGCCAGCAACCGCCCUGACAAUUCAUACGCAACCAAAGACCUUUUUGAGAAGCACCCAACCACACCAAAUGCCUGGCGCUACUACGCACGUCUGGACGAUACUUUGGUUUUGGAAAACGGCGAGAAAGCCAACCCGCUGAUUAUCGAAGGCGUCGCCCGAAAUAACCCUAACGUGGCUGAAGCGAUUGCUUUCGGAGCCAACAAGCCACGGCUUGGCAUGUUUAUUGUUCCAGCAGCCAACGGUGUUGUCCAACAGGAGCAAGAUCUGGUAGAUCUGAUCUUCCCAGCUAUUGAGAAAUGCAACGCGGAAUCUCCUGGAUAUGCCUACAUGUCCCGUGACAUGAUCCACGUCCUGCCCGCAGAUGCUGUCUAUCGCAAGACUGACAAGGGAACUGUUAUUCGCUCAGCGUUCUACCGUGACUACCAGUCACAGAUUGAGCAGAUAUAUGAUCUUGAGGAUGCCAGCGGAGACCAGGUUUGCGAAGGUGCCGCGCUGAUCAAUUUCCUACGCGAACAUCUUCUCCAAGUAGCACCAUCCCUCGAACCAGCCGCAUUGGAAGAGACGACCGAUAUUUUCAGUUUGGGAAUUGACAGUUUACAGUCUACUCGACUGCGAACAAUUAUACUGAAAACCCUCUAUCUUGGUGGUCAGAAACCAUCCCAAAAUUUUGUUUUCGAGAAUCCCUCGUUGAAAGCUAUGGCCGAGGCUUUGACUCGCAUGCGCCUAGGUCAGGUUCCGAAGGGCGAAAUACCCGUUGAAGAACGGAUGUCAGCCCUCAUUGAGAAGUAUAGCGCAAACUUUGAAGCCCAUAUCCCAGUUGCCCGCGAGGAUGACGGCGAACACAUCAUCGUGACUGGUGCGACAGGUUCCUUGGGUGCUCAUGUCGUGGUUCAAUUGGCUCAGUCCGAUCUUGUCAAAACAGUCUACUGUCUCGUUCGUGCAAAAUCUCGUGAUUCUGCCCGUCGUCGUGUUCAACAGUCUUUGCGGGCACGAGGCUUGUCAUAUACCCUUGCCCCAGUUCAUGAACGGAAGAUCGUCGCGUUGCCGGCUGACUUGGGUAACUCCAACCAUCUGGGAAUGGAUGAAUUCUCUUACAACAUGCUAGUUGAAUCAGUUACAGGUGUCAUGCAUUGCGCUUGGUCGGUUAAUUUCAACUGGUCCUUGGAGAGCUUCGAAGGAAGCUGCAUUGCUGGAACUCGACACUUGUUGGAUUUCUGUUUGCAGGCACGACGGCCCUCCCCUGCCAAGUUCUCUUUCUGCUCCUCAGUUAGCACAGUUGCACGGACACCCGGCAAUUGGGUCCCAGAGGCCCUUCCCGAAUCACUCAGUUAUGCGCAAAAAAUGGGAUAUGCGCAGUCCAAGCUAGUAACGGAGCAUAUAAUCAAUCGAGCUGCCCACCAGACAGGAAUGACAGCACGUGUACUAAGAGUAGGGCAGAUUAUUGCAGAUACCGUUCAUGGCAUCUGGAAUGCCACCGAGGCCAUUCCUAUGAUACUCCAGACAGCAGAGACAAUCCACGCACUGCCCCAACUAGAAGAUCUCAUCUCGUGGACACCGGUAGAUAUCAUUGCCAACAGCGUUAUUGAUCUCACCCUGGCUCAAACUGCAGGAGAGGUGGUCAAUGUCACGAACCCAACUCUUAGUCACUGGACUCGAGACUUGCUACCACUUCUGAGACAGUCGGGAUUGGAGUUUGAAGAGUUGAAACCUCGCGAGUGGCUGAACCGUCUGCGCAAUUCGAACCGCAACCCCAAAGAAAACCCACCUAUCAAGCUUGUCGAGUUCUUUGCCAGCAAGUAUGACCAUGACCGUCCUAGUCAAGUUCUUCUCUACAGUACCCAGCAGGCGCAAGCCGCGGCUCCUGCACUGCGCCAAGCAGGAGGUCUGAGAGCCGAAUUGGUGACACGCUUUAUCAAGUACUUCCGCACUCAAUGCUGGACAGACACAAGUGUUUCAAGUCUCUCAGCACGGUACCGGGAAGUGAUCUUUUUGACUGGCCCCUGUGGAUGUGGCAAGAGCACAGCCGCCCAAGCUCUAGUACAGCGAUUUGAUAUCCCUAUCAUCGAGGGCGACGACUUGCACUCGCAUCUAUCGCGACAGAAGAUGGCUAAUAACAUCCCUUUAGAGGAUAGUGAUCGUUGGGAUUGGAUUGCUCAUAUCCGUGGUGCGCUGAUGGGUAGAUUGCAAAACUCAACUGCUCCUGCCAUUGCCGUCACCUGUUCCGCGUUGCGAACAGUACACCGCGACGAGCUGCGGAAGCUAACUCAGCUCCUCGACUUUCCCGUCACAAUCACCUUCCUUGCCCUCUCUAUCAGUGAUGAAGUUCAGUUGAAAGAUCGGCUGAACGCCCGUUCUGCGGCGGAGAAUCAUUAUAUGCACUCGAAAAUGGUUGAAUCACAGCUUGCUGUCCAAGAGCCUCCCACCCGCCUGGAGAAUGACGUUAUAGUGUUGGAUUCAUGCCAGUCAAAAGAUCGAGUGAUUAAAGCUGUCGAGGAGACUGUGCAGCAAAUUCUGGAGCUCUAG